Messenger RNA from Poecile atricapillus (Black-capped chickadee), 1684 nucleotides. It is a transcript of the gene AP5M1, whose product is annotated as adaptor related protein complex 5 subunit mu 1. Gene Ontology annotation, biological process: endosomal transport. The transcript is spliced from 8 exons. NCBI's taxonomy places the organism in Eukaryota, Metazoa, Chordata, Aves, Passeriformes, Paridae. The record is from RefSeq and is a predicted model, not a curated record. Gene Ontology annotation, cellular component: AP-type membrane coat adaptor complex; cytosol; late endosome. Bases 122 to 1585 code for a protein of 487 amino acids.
GUCACGGCGCGGCCGCGGCUCCUCCCCGGCCGCCAUCGGCACCGGCGGCAUCACCGCUACCAUCGGCACCACCGCCACCUCCGCCACCUUCGGCACCAUCGGCUCCAUCGGCUCCAUCGGCAUGGCCUUGCGGGCGCUGUGGCUCCUCAGGCACGACCCCGCGGCCGGCGGCGCCGUGCUCUUCUCCAGGCGCUACCCCACGGUUGAGCUGCGCGCCGAGACCUUCAACGGCUCCACGCACGUCCCCGUCCCCUCGGACAGCGCCUUCCUCAAGGCCCUGCUCUUGGAGCUGAGGCUGGUGGACGAGCACGUUUUCGUGGAGCAGCGGGACACCUGCACCCGGAUCAACCAUUCCUGCGUGCAUUCCGUGUCCACCGCCGCGGGGGAGCUCUGGCCCGUGCUGGCCUUCCACAAGAGCGGCCUCAUCUACGCCUGUGUCCCGCUGGUGGAGGGGACCCUGGAGCCACGGCCACCCCUCCUCACCGUCAGAGGGCUCUCGCAGGGACUGGCUCUGUUGUUGGGCAUCGUGGACUACGUCUCUCCCAGCCGGAAAAACGAGGCUGAGCUGAACGCAAAGAUCGGGCAGCUCCGGAAUCUGCUGGUCCAGGCCUGUCCCCUGGGCACCCCCCUGAACACCAACAUCCGCAGCCUGAACAGCUCCUUCGAGGACAUCCAGGAGAUGCCUGUGGAUAAGGAUCAGCCAGCCUGGAGAUCCAGCACCUACAAGGGCAAACCUCAGGUUAAUGUCUGCAUCACUGAGAAGGUCAAGUGUAUGCAGUAUGACCAGAGGGAUGUGGUGGACACGUGGCAAGUUUAUGGAGCUGUGAACUGCAAGUGUGACAUAGAGGGAUCUGCACCAAACGUCACCCUCAGCCUGACCCUCCCCACGAACGCGCCCCCGCUCCAAGACAUCGUGGUCCAUCACUGUGUGACUUCUGUGGACCCUGCCAUGCUGAUGUCCACCAGUGUCGAGCCUCUGCAUGAUUCUGUCUACAAUGGGCCUUACAAAUUCCCUUUCAUUCCUCCUUCGGAUUCCUUCAACCUCUGUUACUACACUUCCCAGGUUCCUGUUCCACCAAUUUUGGGAUGUUACCAACUCGUUGAAGAGGGAUCACAGAUAAAAAUAACGGUUAAUUUAAAGCUCCAUGAAAGCAUAAAGAAUUCUUUUGAGUACUGUGAAGCUCGUAUACCUUUCUUCAACAGGGGCCCCAUUGCUCAGUUAGAGUCCAAAGUUAGUUAUGGCCAACUGGAUUUAUCCCGGGAGAAGAGCCUCCUGGUUUGGGUCAUUGGACAGAAGUUCCCCAAGUCUUUGGAAGUUUCCCUGACUGGAACUGUGUCUUUUGGCACCGCAGGCAAAGAGCACCCGACUGAUUAUGUGUGCACUGGGAACACUGCUUAUGUAAAACUGUAUUUUAGGAUCCCAGACUUUACACUUACUGGAUGUUACGUAGACCAGCAUUCUGUUCAGAUCUUUGUUCCAGGGAAGCCCAAAAUUACUGCAUCCCGGGAACUGAUUUCUUCUGAUUACUAUAUCUGGAAUUCCAAAGCACCAGCACCUAUGGUGUACAAACCCUUACUUGACUAAUGUACUUAGUACAUUAAUGUACUAAUCAUUUUUAUAUUUAAACAAAGCACAGUGUUAAUGAGAUUUAUGUAAUGAUACAGUAAAAUAAAUAUUCUUCAG